UCGCGGGCCCUUUCUGGGCCACACUUUGUCGACGAUGCCUUUCUUGAUUCGCCGCCGACUCUGCCCGGCUCUUUCCUUGGUCCCUUAGAAAGGAGGCGGGACGAGAUUAGACAGACGGGCUUCGCGGCCAUUCAGCGGCGAGCAGAGGUCGCGGCUGCCUGCCGCACUUCCGGCUCCGCUGGGAGCAAGUCGUGGGUCACCGGCGCACGGCGAUGCCGCUGCACAGGUUCCCGGUCCGCCUCUGGAAGCAGCUACAGCUGAAGCAAGGCCUCUGCGCGCGCCUGCCCGCGCACUUUCUACGCUCUCUGGAGGACGCGCGGACGCCCGCCCCCGUGCACUACCGGCCCCACGGCGCCCGGUUCAGGGUCAACCCCGCGAACGGGCAGCGGGAGCGCGUGGAAGAUGUGCCCAUCCCCAUCUAUUACCCGCCCGAGUCCCAGCAGGGGCUGUGGGGAGGCGAGGGCUGGGUCGUGGGCUACAGAUACGUCAACGGCGACAAGCUCUCAAAGAGGGUGAAGAAGGUGUGGAAACCACAGCUGUUUCAACGUGAGCUCUACAGUGAGAUCCUAGACAAAAAGUUCUCUGUGACUGUGACCAUGCGGACUCUGGACCUCAUCGAUGAAGCCUAUGGGUUUGACUUCUAUAUCCUCAAGACCCCGAAGGAGGACUUGUGCUCUAAGUUUGGGAUGGACCUGAAGCGAGCAAUGCUGCUGAGGCUUGCCCGACAGGACCCGGCACUGCACCCUGAUGACCCUGAGCAGAGGGCAGCCAUUUACCACAAGUACAAGGAGUUUGCCAUCCCAGAGGAAGAGGCUGAGUGGGUGGGCCUGACGCUGGAGGAGGCUGUGGAGAAGCAGAGGCUCCUGGAGGAGAAGGACCCUGUACCCCUGUUCAAGGUCUACGUAGAGGAGCUGGUUGAGCAGCUUCGACAGCAGGCGCUAUUGGAGCCCGCAGUGGCACUGAAGAGAGCCAGCAGGAAGUGAUCACAAGCCCUCCUGUUUCUGAUCGUCAGGCAUAGCUUUCCCCUGUGAGCGUUUUAGCAGUGUGGACAGAGUCUGGGGUGGCCAUAAGGACCACCUGUGAGCAGUGUGAACCCUGUUCUUGUGUAGUAAUCACAGAGCUUCUGGGGUAGGCUUUUUGGAGGUCUGAGGGGCCUUUCAUCCCAAGUUCCCCAGAAGGCCUGGUUCCAAGCAGAGGGCCUGCCCAGAUGGGGGCACAUGCUGGGCAGCAUUGGUUAUGCCUGUAGGAUUGAGUGAGUAAAGUCUGAGCUAAGCUGUU
Marmota flaviventris (yellow-bellied marmot) is the source of this 1278-nucleotide messenger RNA. RefSeq names its product mitochondrial ribosomal protein L28 (gene Mrpl28). The record is from RefSeq and is a predicted model, not a curated record. Lineage: Eukaryota; Metazoa; Chordata; Mammalia; Rodentia; Sciuridae. Gene Ontology annotation, molecular function: structural constituent of ribosome. Gene Ontology annotation, cellular component: mitochondrial large ribosomal subunit.